AUGGAGUAUGGAUCAGCGUAUCUGCGAGCGUCGGGGACAAUAGAGGAAGACACCAUUUCAAUGCUUUCAGCACCCGAGCUCACCUCUCAAUACCACGUGUACCAUCCAGACCAUAGUCGAAACUCGUCAAACUCGUCCGAAGACUCAACAGCAAACCGCGCCUCUUGGUCCCUAUCACCAACUCAUCUACAGCAAUCCCUACCGCCGUUGCCUCCCGCGAGUGGCCCAUCGCCUUCCCCGCAUAUGAGGCCCUCGAUCUUUGGAAAUCGAGCUGCUCUCGAGUCGCCGUACCAGGAGCCGGUUGCCUGGGCGAAUUCGACGCAUUUCCGAUCCACUAGUGCGGAGGAGCCGAAACCAGAGGCCCGGGCAGCGGUGUUCGUCGUUUCUGAGAAUGUGCUCCCGCCUCCGAAGGAGACUCGGCAGUACUUUCGUCACCCGAGACAUAUACCUGAGCCGUGGAAGGCGGGGUUCUGGUUGCGAUUCCCCAGGCUUGGUUUCGGAGCGCUGUUUCUGGUGGUUGUGUUGACCGGCGUAUCCGCUGGUGUCCUUCUUGCGAGCAACGGAACGUCCAUGCAUGAUUGGAAGGUCGGAUCUGAUAACGCGCAGCCCGCUGUUUACAUCUCUGCAAUUGGAAUGUUCAUUGACCUCCUAUUACUAUUCGCAUUGGCAGAAGGCGUUGUUAUUCGGUUUUGGCGUCAGUUGUUGCAUGGGACUACGCUUUCAUCCAUGCAUGACGUGUAUGACUCAGCCUGCCUCUGCUCCGCCAUGAAAAGGCUCACCCACCUGAGAUUCAACACCGUAGCCGUCGCAACCACUCUGACAGCCCUCUCCCUCGCGCGCGGCCCACUCUUCCAACGCUCCUUAACCCUCUCCCCCACUACUUCCCUCUACACCGUCCACUACAUUCCCCUCAUCUUCGGUAUCCUGCUCUCGCUCGCCCCCGUCGCCGCCAUCCUCCCGCUCUACAACGGCUUCUGGGAGCUCGGCCGGCGCGUCAGCCUGAACCCCCUUGAAAUCGCCCGCGCGUUUGGCGCGCCGCUUUUGGAGGGCCUGGAUGGGAACGCCGACCCGGACGUAGUCACAAUUGAGAGGGGGGGCAUGGCGGUGAGAUAUGGCGUCGUGGAGAGGUUCGGCGUGGAGAAGCAAUUGCGGGUGGAGGAGAGGAGUAAGGCGACGGUUAGGGUGCCGUGGGAGGGAGAGGUUUUCGGGUAG
Molecule: messenger RNA, 1212 nt
Organism: Trematosphaeria pertusa
Lineage: Eukaryota; Fungi; Ascomycota; Dothideomycetes; Pleosporales; Trematosphaeriaceae
Exons: 4
Coding region: 1-1212 (403 amino acids)
Source: RefSeq, a predicted model, not a curated record